AUGUCUCCUUCCAGCGCCGCUCGCAUUUUGAAUAUCCAGGUACGCUUAAUCAAUAUGGACAUCGGUACUUUCGGCAAGCUCCAGUGGAUAACGUACAUUUUUGCCUUCCAUUCUCGGUUUAUUACGACCACAUUGGGCAGUAGUACCCAGAGAGCUGAUAAGAUUCUCCAAGCCGCUGAAUAA
This is a messenger RNA of Penicillium mononematosum, 183 nucleotides long. RefSeq lists its product as uncharacterized. The transcript has a single exon. Lineage: Eukaryota; Fungi; Ascomycota; Eurotiomycetes; Eurotiales; Aspergillaceae. The coding region runs from base 1 to 183 and encodes 60 amino acids. The record is from RefSeq and is a predicted model, not a curated record.